Messenger RNA from Corticium candelabrum, 1077 nucleotides. RefSeq lists its product as uncharacterized. The transcript is spliced from 5 exons. The record is from RefSeq and is a predicted model, not a curated record. The coding region runs from base 34 to 831 and encodes 265 amino acids. Lineage: Eukaryota; Metazoa; Porifera; Homoscleromorpha; Homosclerophorida; Plakinidae.
UUGGGCUCUGGUCAAACUGUAGCCAUUAUUGUUAUGUGUGUGGUUGUAUUACCAGCCAUUCUACUCGCUUUCAUAUUUUGUCUCUACAAGAAACACAGAUCAAGAAAGGAUGACGACGACGGUGAGACUCUUGAUUUUGUGCCUGGAAUAUUCAAUCGAACAACAACUCCACAAUACGGAUACGACGAAUGCGAUACAAAACCUCAUCCUGGUCCUAAUAGUGGCAGCACGUAUGUUAAUAUUUCUGGAUCUGAGAGACGAAUUCGACAGCCUUCUCUAACGUUGGUGACCUUACCUGGAGAACAUGAAGUCAAGAGUGGCAGUUUGCCUCUACAGAAAGUUGAUAUUUUGUCAUCAGAUUAUUGUGAGAAGACUAUGGAAGAGCUGCUGCAAGAAUCAUAUGUUGAUAUGAAGGCUCGAACAAGUGGCAUUGUAUCUAAACUGGCUUUUAUCAAAACGAUGGAACGAGCAUCACCUGAUGGAAGUCAUACUCCUGCAGUGGUGAGUGUCACCUCCUCUAAGAAAGUGGGAAUUGUGGAUGAUGACAAGACAGCUCAAUCGAGUCCAGGCAGCUCGGGGUAUGCUCCAUGUGCUUCAGAACUGAAUGACACAACUCAUGGACACGAACUGAAAGCAAGCGUAUACAACGAUGUGUUGACUUUGGGUGAAGAUAAUCAGGAACACGAUCACGUGGAUAUACAAACAGUCGAGCCCAACAAAAAUGAUGAAAAUGGCCAGUUUGAUGACGCUGAAAACACAUACAUGGAGAUGAAACUGUUCGUAUCCAAUAAACAGAACGAGACAGGCAAGAAAUAUGAAGUCGGUAAAUGAGUCUCAAGGUGGAAAGAGUCUGUCCACACUAAAAAGUGUGAUGAUGACAACAUGGAACAUUGGGAACAGGUUGGUAGAUUAGAGUAGAGAAGUCAUAGACAUCAGUAGUUACUAAUCUCUAUUCAUAUGCUCGCCCUAUGUAAGCCAUCCCCAUAGAUUUAUAGAACUGCAUGCUGGCAUAUCAGUAAUUAAUUAAUAGACAUAUCUAUUGUGCUGUAGCCUGUAGGAUAGUAGACUGGUAUAUAC